CUCUCUCGCCCUAUCUUGAACUAUAACUUUUAACGACGGAAGGCGAAAUGUUUGCAGAACUUUGAAACAUUUACUUUGAUGAAUCAAUCAAACUUUUAUAAGCAAAUAUUAUGCUGUCUCGGAGUACAGUAAAACAGAGUACACAUGAAAAACUCUUUUUUUUUAUUUUAUAGAAAACAUGAAAGAGUUCCAUUUUAUCGACUUCUACUUGGAGAAAAUUGAUUGCCGUAUUUCAGUUCUCUUUGGCUCCAGGUUUUUUCUUUAAAGAUCGUGUGAGAAACCACAAUUAUUGUUCUUGUGCAAGCAGAACCUGCCCACGUCGUGUUGCCCAAACAGAGCGCAAGCUUUCGAUGUGUUUUUCUUUCCUCGGAACCGGCCUCUACAGCAGAUUGCAAAACUAUAAAUUGCCCAUUAGCUCUCUGUGUUGACUCGGGCCAGAUACAGAGAGAGGGGGAGGGGGGAGGAAGAGAAACGCCCCUUUAGUCUGUCCUCGUAUUCAUCGAUACAAUCCGACGAUGACCAAGACGGCCCACGAACGACCAAUGAGACGGCGAGGAAUGGAAACACGCUCCAGCAAAGAGCAAGCAUGGCGCUGACGUUCGAAAUCGAUACAAACCGCGGCGGUCGCCCAUCUGUAUCGACAAGCGACAAGGGGGCGGGGCGAAGGCGGGGCUUACAAGCGAUGGUGACAGUCGCAACAGCUCCGCUCCCCUUUUCCUUUCGCCCGCGAAAUAAAAAAGCGCCGGAGGUCUCCUUUACAGUAUUAUUUUGUGUGUAUAGUUUGGCGUUCGGCACUCUCUCAGACUUCGAUGAGAAGGACAAACCGAGAAGGUUCCUGGAUCUUGUUGCGUCUCACCGCCAGCUACUCCAGAAGCUCUGUGUUUACCCCGUAACUCGGCGAUCCCGCCACGGUUCAAACAGAACUCAGAACCUGAAGACACUACAAGGGGUGAACGCCUGGCUUUUAUUCAAUGGAAUCAAUUGAACAAGGAGAGGGAAAGUGAAAUACUAAUCCGUAAGACUAUUUCAAAGUGUCAUGCGGUGGCAAUAAAAGUUGUGAGGUCGCGAGGAAAUCUUUAUCAUCAACAAACAACGUGUGUUUAUGCAAGCUGCGCUAUCUCUUCAGAUCUUUCUGACGUAGUGCUGUUCUGGAACCAAACAUCUACGGUUACAUAGAACGGGGAAAAUACGCGUGUACAUUGCGUAAAUGAGCUGGGCGUACGCCGAUCUAUAUGACAGUUCUAUCUUCAGUAUGAUGUGUUUGCCGCGGACGCUCUCAACUGUGCUCUCAUGUUCAAGAAGCGGACGAUGAUAAAGCAUUUCCGUAAGUUUUUGUAGUUUUCAUAUCACUCCCAAACUAUACCACUUUGGUUUUCCCGCUAUAAAUGUACAUUGCUAUGGUGAUGACGAAUUUCUGAGCAAUUCUAUAUUUAGAAAAAGGAAGUACGGGUACACACCGAAUCCACAAUAACUUCAUUUUCCUGCACUUAAAAGGAAAGAGAACUAAGCUUUUUUCUUUCAAGAGUUCUGAUCUUUCUGUGGAAAACACCAUGUCAUCUUCUGACGAGGAGAAGAGCCGCAACGAGGGAGGUAUGACCACCCCAGGUUCUGGGGGAGGUGGUGUGGACAUGUCUUCAGGAUCCCUGUUCAUGAGAGCCUCAGAUCGUUAUCCCCGCACGCCAAAGUGCGCUAGAUGCCGCAAUCACGGCGUGGUCUCCGCUCUGAAGGGUCACAAGCGUUACUGCCGCUGGAGAGACUGCGUCUGCGCCAAAUGCACGCUCAUCGCCGAGAGACAAAGGGUAAUGGCGGCCCAGGUGGCACUCAGGCGACAGCAGGCACAGGAAGAGAACGAAGCAAGGGAGCUGGGACUUCUCUACGGGCCCAACGGACUCUUACAGAUGAACCCAGAGACGGUGGACUUUUUCCCGGAGGCGAAGACAUUUCUUCACCAGCCACAGCAGCCCCCUCGCAUGUCUCACCAGCCCCCAGUAGGUUCUGGGAGUGCAAACCUGACAUCUUCGGGUCGGACUGCAAGUCCGAGAGAUUCUCACUCACCAGGCCCGGUGUCUGCAGACAAUGGUUUGGUCAGUCUCAGCCCAGGGGAGAGGCACCCAAUGCCAGACGGUGGGCCAAACUCCGAGGCAGGAGCGAGGUCUCCAGGGUACCCGAGUCGGGUGCUGCAACAAGACACGAGCGAGCCUAGUGCUGCCAAGCGAGCCCGCAAAGACACAGACAGUGAGGAUCGGCUCAGCUCCAGCCCCGCCUCCCUCACCGCUCGGGACACGCCCAACUCAACGGGAAGCCAAGACUCGCCCCGCCCCUGCAGCACACCCACAACUCACGGACCCAACUGUUCCUCUCCAAUUCACGCCAGGGGUCACGACAGCUCCCCUACCCUCCGCUCCCCUCCCCUGACCCCAGGUUCGGCCCCUGUCCCCAUUGUCCCUACCACAAGCUACGUGGCCACCCCCGGUGUCCCCACAGCGCCACCACCAGUGUCAGGGCUCAUGACAAAAAACGACGCGUUGACGCAACAGCAGCACGCUAUGGCAUCUCUAGAAGAAACCAUGAUGGCUGCCGCGACGGCUGGCGGCAUGGGGCGGCGAUCUCCACUGGACAUGCUUUGCCGCGUGUUCCCUCACAUGAAGCGUUCAGUUCUACAGCUCAUACUACAAGGCUGCCACAACGACAUGGUUCAGGCGAUCGAGCAGGUACUCAACAACCACAACGUCAAUGCUGGCAGCGACGCAGGCGGCAACUUGACGCGAGGCGGGGGCGGCGGCAAUGGCGACGGUCAGACCAUCAGCAACGUCGUGACUUCCUCAACCUCUGUGGCCGCCGCCGCCGCUGCCGCUGCGACAUUACCUCUGACCGGAGUCGGCGUUGGAGCAGCGUUUGGCGCUCUUGCUAUGGGGCAAGCCGGACUUCCAAACUCGGCGUUUUUCCCUCCAUCUUACAUCCCUCCCUCUCUUACAUCAUCCACUUUUAAGUCAGCCUUCUCACCCAUCAGCGCUCCUCCAACCGCCCACCUAAACUCAAUCAGAUACUCAUACGGAAACGCACCCGGCACGCGCGGAGGAAGUAUGGCGGCAGCCGCCGCGCUCGCUCUCCCGUACCCACCUCUGUUGCCCAGCCUCGCUUUGAGUUCCGGCUACGGCUACGGGGGUCUCAGCCAUAGCAACAAGGCGCUCCACUACGCCAUUGGCUGUUCCUGCUGUCCAAGCAAACCCUACUCAGCGCAAACCGGCGAGAAGACUGCCGGCUGCAUAGGGGACUGAGAAAUUUAACAAAACAAUAAGGCUAUUAAGAUGCAAAAUGAACUGCAUCUCGAUUUCAAUAUGAGGUGAGAAUUUUCUAGCCUCAUUCAAUUUGGACCCCAAACUUGUCACCGACCUCUCCCAAAACCCUCACAAGGACAUGCCAGUGUACUGUGGUAAAACUCUUGACCACAGAGCGAGUGACACGGGGACAGUUCCAAAGGAAGUGUUCAUGAAACUUCUUGGUUUUGAGAGCUUUUCUAUCUCACCACCCAGUCAUAUUGCAGAUGGACGCUAACUAAGAGGUCCUCCUCUUUCACGACCAAUCUUGAGUUGUAAAAGGUGUGGGAGCUAAUAACCACGUUCCAACUGAGGACUUCGACAUUCCUCGAUACGACAGACUCCGAGGCUGCAAUUGAACACAUUAUAAAUAGUACAAAAAAUGCUCAGUUCAGUUUGUGUCUGAGAAGAAGAUCGUAAAAAAGAAGCGAAAGACACUUGAACCAAUGAACUCCGUAGCAUUUAAUGGUCUGAAAUGGUGGGGAUACUCUUCCCUUAAAGACAAAUGUCUACUGAUUGGGUUUUGUCUAGAGAUGUGCUGUUUGUGGAGCAUGACGUGUUCACUUUUUUUUCAAUCUUUUGUGCGCAAGGGCGAUGUUACAUGUAGCUAGGUAGAUACCACGCUGGACUACAAUGCAUGCCUUGAACAGAGCAUACAAUUUCUUUAAUAAGUUGGCUCUGUAUCCCUGAAUAACAUCUCUCAGAUUAACCCAACAGUUCGCAAGACAAGCUCUUAAUGACACCAUACUACACACCCUUCUUCUGCCACACUUCCCUUACCCCCCCCCCCCCGAGUUUUGGCUCUUGAAUCUCUCUCAGCGCCUUAUUUGGGUGAACAAAAUCAUGCAAACAGAUCUCUUUGCUUCAGUGCGAAUAGCAACGCAGCAAGCCCCGAGACGCUGAGCAUAACACGAGGUGUUUGGAGGAAGAAGCAUAAAAGAAUAAUAAUAUACCUCCAUGAAGAUGGUAUCAACUAUGACAUUGACGCGUCUUCUGAACACGCCAUUCAUAUUUUUUUUUUGAAUCAAAGAUUUGUGAAAUCCGACAAAUUAAUAUGUAAAGUUCUCAAACUUUGCAAGGAUCUUCUAUACGUUUGUUCUUACUUUGCACACUGUCACAUGACAUUAAAAGACAGGUAACACUAAAACUGGUAAUCCAGGUUUAAAUCCAUGGGGAAAUAGUCCUGACCCUAUGUCCGUGUCGAUAUCUGUUUUUUUAAAAUGUCUCUUGUUCCCUUCGUUUGGAAGUGGACAUUAGUUAGUUAGACGUCAUUCGAAUAGACCCAUAUGUGUUAAAAGCGGAGUAAAACUAAACGAGAAUAAGCAAAAUCCUUUGCGUCCACUAGGGAAUUAGAGCAUUGAGUGAUGUGCACAGUUAUAAUGACAUUGUGUGAUAAUGAAUUACCUUUCUUUACCUGAGUUGUUAUUAAUAUGUUGUUCAAUUUCUGAUACAUCCACCCAACCCAUUUAUCCAAAACCCUGUCGUUAUGUUUAUCUUUCUUGUGACAGUAAUGUCCACAACACUCUAAAUUCAAAUAUUGGACGUUAUCUAUAACCCAACUGGUCUUGACUGCCUACGUUGAUCAGGAACGCCGAUAUUGAGUCAGUUUUUCUUCACAUUUGUCUCGAUAUAAACGUUUUUUCCCACUUAUUGAAGUAUCUAUAUCAUUGUUGUUAUGAAGCAUUUCUCAUUGCCUCUGACACUCAGCCUACCCAGAUCCCUCUGCCGCCCCCUCUACUCCCUUCCUCCGUCCUUUUGUUUUCAUCAUCAUCAUCAUCAUCAUCAUCAUCAUCAUCAUCAUCAUCAUCAUCAUCAUCAUCAUCAUCAUCAUCAUCAUCAUCAUUAUAUAUAUGAUUUGGCCUUGGGUGUGCUCGCUCACAGCCAUCACUAUAAAAACCACCACAAUUCACCACUCUCAUAUCACUGCACAACACAACAAUUAUUGCAUCCUGAAUUCAGAUAUGCGUUAAUCUGUUCAUGUAUUCUUGUGUAAAUCUGGAUAAUUAAUUGUUUUUCCGCAGUCCCCUUACAUUCUGUUCUCUGUACAAAACAAACAAGCAUUCAUUUUUUUCCUUAUUCCAACUAGGUGUCGUUUUUGCUUAUUCGACGGGGUAUGAUAUUUGAAAUAAAUCGACAAUUAAUUCAUCAAA
Aplysia californica (California sea hare) is the source of this 5467-nucleotide messenger RNA. Its product is annotated as doublesex- and mab-3-related transcription factor A2. The transcript is spliced from 2 exons. Gene Ontology annotation, molecular function: DNA-binding transcription factor activity, RNA polymerase II-specific; protein binding; RNA polymerase II cis-regulatory region sequence-specific DNA binding. The record is from RefSeq and is a predicted model, not a curated record. The coding region runs from base 1551 to 3278 and encodes 575 amino acids. NCBI's taxonomy places the organism in Eukaryota, Metazoa, Mollusca, Gastropoda, Aplysiida, Aplysiidae. Gene Ontology annotation, biological process: regulation of transcription by RNA polymerase II; sex differentiation. Gene Ontology annotation, cellular component: nucleus.